UGUGAAAGCUUCCCUAAAAAUGCAUCAGGUCAUCCACACCGCAGAGAGACCGUUCAGCUGUGGAGACUGUGGAAAGUCUUUUACCACGUCUGGAAGCUUAAAAACACACCAACUAAUCCACACCGGAGAGAGACUGUUCAGCUGUGGAGACUGUGGAGAGUCUUUUACCCACUCUGGAAGCUUAAAAACACACCAACUCAUCCACACUGGAGAGAGACCGUUCAGCUGUGACGAGUGUGGAAAGUCUUUUACGCAGUCUGGAAAUUUAAAAACACACAAACUCAUCCACAGUGGAGAGAGACCGUUCAGCUGUGAUGAGUGUGGAAAGUCUUUUACCCACUCUGGAAGCUUAAAAACACACCAACUCAUCCACACCGGAGAGAGACCAUUCAGCUGUGGAGACUGUGGAAAGUCUUUUACCACGUCUGGAAGCUUAAAAACACACAAACUCAUCCACACUGGAGAGAGACCGUUCAGCUGUGAUGAGUGUGGAAAGUCUUUUACCCACUCUGGAAGCUUAAAAACACACCAACUCAUCCACACCGGAGAGAGACCAUUCAGCUGUGGAGACUGUGGAAAGUCUUUUAUCCACUCUGGAAGCUUAAAAACACACAAACUCAUCCACACUGGAGAGAGACCGUUCAGCUGUGACGAGUGUGGAAAGUUUUUUACCACGUCUGGAAGCUUAAAAUCACAUCAACUCAUCCACAGUGGAGUUAAAGCGUACACCUGUGAUCAGUGUGGCAGAGCUUUUACUCACAGUAACAGCUUACAGAAUCAUCUAGUUACCCACUCUGGCAUUAAGGCGUACAGCUGUGACAUUUGUGGAAAAACUUUCAGCCGGAUAGGGAGCCGAAACAUUCACCUACGCAUUCACACCAGACAUGAUGUGUACAGCUGUGAUCAGUGUGCCCGACUGUUUGAAACAACUCUGCUCAUCAAAGUGUGUUAG
Molecule: messenger RNA, 952 nt
Organism: Pelmatolapia mariae (spotted tilapia)
Lineage: Eukaryota; Metazoa; Chordata; Actinopteri; Cichliformes; Cichlidae
Product: gastrula zinc finger protein XlCGF8.2DB-like
Exons: 2
Coding region: 20-952 (310 amino acids)
Source: RefSeq, a predicted model, not a curated record